AUGAAGCCGCCGAACUUUGCCUGUUUUUUUGACAUUGACGGUGUUAUUACUCAAGGUCCGAACUUCAUAGCAGUUGCUAAACCAGCAAUUCAAGCAUUGAUACAACUUAAAGUGCCUGUUGUUUUUGUUUCAAAUACAUGUAUGCUGGAAUCAGAUAAAGCGAAACAAUUAUCAGCUGUACUUGGAGUCACUAUUCAUCCUGAACAAGUUGUUCUUGCUCAAACACCAAUGCGUACAUUAACUGAUUUCCAUAAUAAACAUGUUCUUGUUUCGGGACAAGGUGCAACCGAAUACAUUGCUCGAAUGAUCGGUUUUAAAAGUAUAACAACCAUUGAAAAAGUUUGUGAAGCAUUUCCAGAAUUAGAUAUGGUUGAUCACAUGAAUCGUGCUAGAUUAAGUGAAAUGAUUCGUACUCAAGGUCUUGUACAUGAUGAAAAUUUUCGUCCUAUUGAUGCUAUUGUUUUACUUGGUGAACCUAUUCAAUGGGAGAGAUCGUUACAAGUUAUUAUUGAUCUUCUUUUAACCGAUGGUAAUCCUGCCAUUGUACCAGAAGCUUCAACUAUUGAGCACGAUCAUAUUCCCAUAAUUGCUUGUAACAGAGAUCUAGUAUUUAAAGCUGCUGCAGAUUUACCACGUUUUGGUCAUGGUGCUUUUCUAACAUGUUUAGAAACAUUAUACAAAAGUAUAAGUGGAAACGAUCUCAAAUAUACAGCAUUCGUUGGUAAACCAUAUGAAAUUUCAUUUCAAUAUGCCGAAACAAUAGCUAAUAAAAUUGCAUUAGCUAAUGGUCAACCAAAAAUUGACAAAGUCUAUUUCAUUGGUGAUAAUCCAGAUGUUGAUAUUGUUGGUGCAAAUAUGUAUAAUAAUUUAUUACAGCAAGCCAUGAAUUCCAAAACAAGUAUUACUGGUUAUAGUCUGUUGCCUCCUUCGGAUCUUUUAAGUGCAGCGGUGUGCGAAUCAAUUUUAGUAUGUACAGGUGUUUAUGAACCAGGUAAACACAAGAUAGAUGGUAAGAAUCCAUGGAAACUACCAACGACAAUUAAACUUAAUGUUCUCGAAGCUAUUAAAUACGUUCUUUUCAAAGAAACAUGCCCAUCGAUUGUCAGCUGCUAG
This is a messenger RNA of Rotaria socialis, 1113 nucleotides long. NCBI's taxonomy places the organism in Eukaryota, Metazoa, Rotifera, Eurotatoria, Philodinida, Philodinidae. The record is from the annotation of a GenBank genome assembly.